AUGGCCACUGUUCCUUCCUCUUCAAGAAGGCCGAACUUCACGAAGCCAGGUCUCCGAUGGCAGUUCGAAUUCAAUUCAGAGACUUCGUCGAUAAUAACUCCUGUGGCAGAAGCCCCGGAGGAAUUCGACACUAGGAGCCAGCUACUGAAGGCCAUCCAUUCACAGCAAAAUGAGCUCCUUUCUGUUGCAGAUUCAAAUCCCGAUGUAUGGGAGUUUUACGAUCAACACAAUAAGGCUGAAAGCAUGCAGGCAUCUAAUUUAAUCCUGGCAGCCUUCCUUAGAAAAAAGAAGAAGAAAGAAGAGAAGAAGCCCGUUCGGGUACUAAUGUGGAAGUCAAAAUUUCAGCCUUAUACUCCAAUGCGACAACAGCCCUUUCGUAGGGGAAGCGGCUUGGGCCCACGCUUCUCAAUACGUCCAGCUAUUCUAUACCGACUAGUCCGUACUCCAGCCAAGGAAUGCAGCAGGCAACUUAUCCAGGCCACUUCACUUCUUUUCCUUCCCAGCAGUACCGGCGAAGCAACAAAUCUCCUAUGUGUUUCAACUGUAGCGGCUUCGAACAUUUGCGGAACCAGUGCCCCUUCCACCAAAGGUCAAGUGAGCUCAGAGCUGGUCUUAUUCAUGACCAUAGUGAAUUUUGGCUUUCUCUUGAUCCUUCCAAGUUUAUAA
This is a messenger RNA of Strongylus vulgaris, 666 nucleotides long. The record is from the annotation of a GenBank genome assembly. Lineage: Eukaryota; Metazoa; Nematoda; Chromadorea; Rhabditida; Strongylidae.